AUGUCUACUCCUUGUCAAGGGACUAAACGUGGAAGAGCUACUAAUAUUAUGCAUAAAUUUUUCAAAACUAUUGAAGCAGCAACUAGUAGUGUGAUGUUUUCGUCUCCAUCAUCUGCUAGAAAUCAUGAAGUUCCAGUUGUAAAUUGUGAACCUGAAGAAGUUGAGGGUACUCGAAGAACUGUUGAAGUUGAGGGUACUCGGAGAACUGAUUUUGAAGAAGUUGAGGGUACUCAAAGAACUGAUGGAGUUGAGGGUAUUCAAAGAACUGAUUUUGAAGAAGUUGAGGGUACUCGAAGAACUGAUCUUGAAGAAUUGGAUACUCGAAUCGUACCUGAAGUUGACGAUAGUGCGUAUGUUACUUCUUUAGAACGGGAUCCUGGAUUACGUAUACCGAUAAUGCAGCAUCCAGCUAACAAACGUGAUGAAGUUCGCCGAGCUUAUCUACAAAUGGGGCGUAUUAGAAUAAAACUUGCUAAGUAUCCAGGUACUCCAAUGGGAAUCCAAGACCGUCGAUUUUCUGCGAAGUGGUUUAAUGAAUUUCAUUGGUUAGAAUAUUCUAAAGCUAAAGAUGUUGUGUUCUGUUUCUAUUGCUAUUUAUUUGAGAAAAAUCCACCAAGAAGACCAGAGUACACUUUUGAAGGAUUUAGAAAUUGGCAUAACUUUAAAAAUGGAGCUAAAUGUGCAUUUUUGGCACACAUGGGAAGUAGCAAUUCUGUACACUUCACAUCUUGUGAAGCGGGUGAGAAUUUAAAGAAUCCACAACAACAUAUUUCCACUAUUAUCCGUAUGCAGUCGAUAGAGAUUAUACGGAGAAACAGGUUAAGAUUCACAAUAUCGGUUCAAUGUGCCAUGUGGUUCGCUUUUCAGCAGUGUCCUUUUAGAGGACACGAUGAGUCGAAAAAUUCAAAGAAACGUGGUAAUUUUAUUGAGAUGGUUAGAUUUUCCGCCACACUCAAUGACAAGGUGAAAGAGGUUGUCCUAGAAAAUGCUCCCAAAAAUUCUACUUAUACGUCGCCUGCUAUUCAAAAAGAGAUUUUGAAUAUUGUUUCUAACAAAAUCAGAGACAAUAUUAGUGAAGAAAUUGGAGAUAGGAAAUAUUGCAUACUUGUGGAUGAAUCUAAAGAUGCUUCAGAUAAAGAGCAGAUGGUGCUAGUUUUGAGGUAUGUGGAUAGUGAUGGGUAUGUUCAAGAACGUUUUUUCGAUAUUCAACGUGUGAAAAACACUUGUGAUGUAACUCUAAAAAAAGGUAUAACUGAUAUUCUUAAUCGUUAUAAUCUUCCUAUUCAAAACAUGCGAGGACAAGGUUAUGAUGGUGCUAACAAUAUGCGAGGAUCUUUCCAAGAUGCUCAACAAUAUGAUAUUAACCAAAGGUUGGUUAAUGGUGAUCUUGAGACAGGUAGAGGGGCUAAUCAAAUAGCUUAUACAACUAUUGAAGAUAUUAGUACAAGUGAUCCUAACGAGACAUGUGGGGUAGGUCAAGCACAAAGUACUUUAGAAAAAAUGCAAGAAUUUAAAUUUGUUUCUGUAUUACAUCUAGUAUAUAAGAUAAUGGGAUACACUGAAAUACUAUGUCAAGGACUUCAAAAGAAAAAACAAGACAUAGUCAAUGCCGUGGAUUUAGUUUUGAACACUAAGCUUUUACUUCAUAAAUUAAGAUCAGAUGAAGAUGGUUAUCGACUUUUUAUCGAAACAGUGUGCCUAUUUUGCAUUGAACAUGGUAUCGACAUCCCUGAUAUGACUGCACCUUAUAUGCAAGAUCAUCAUUAUCACCAUGAUAUUUUUAAUGCUGCAAUUGAUCUUCAGAUCGCGGAAUUAGUUGGAAGGUUUCCUGAGGAUACAAUGGAGUUACUUGUUCUUUGUUCAUGUUUGGAUCCUCGAGAAUCUUUCAAAGCAUUCCAUGUAGAAAAUCUUUGUACUUUAGAUGAAAAGUUUUAUCCUCUCGAUUUCAGUCGACAAGAGGUACAUACUUUGAGAAAUGAAUUAUACCACUAUGGGCAAGAUGUAGUCAAGCAUGCUGGUUUUAAGAACUUAUCAACUGUUGCUGAAUUAUGUAGACGUCUAGUGGAAACAAGAAACGCAUAUGUUUAUCCUUUAGUUGACAGGAUGAUUCGUCUUAUAUUAACUCUUCCUGUUUCUACAGCAAUUGCGGAACUGUAUUUUUAA
Messenger RNA from Papaver somniferum (opium poppy), 2163 nucleotides. RefSeq lists its product as uncharacterized. Lineage: Eukaryota; Viridiplantae; Streptophyta; Magnoliopsida; Ranunculales; Papaveraceae. The coding region runs from base 1 to 2163 and encodes 720 amino acids. The record is from RefSeq and is a predicted model, not a curated record. The transcript has 4 exons.